UUAGAAGAAGAAGAAGAGGCGUUUUUUACUCAAGUAAAAGCAUUUGUGUAAAUUAAAUUUUUAAGCAAUGGCGUUAGAUAUAUGCUUCGAUAUUAAAACUUUCUUGGAGAGAACUUGCCGCACUUGCAGUCGUUAUUUUAAUGACGAAAUGGUUUUCUUCGGCAUAUUUCGUGUGAAGCUGAAAGAUUCAUGUAGUUUGGGAGAAGAUGAUGAAGUAGAAUAUGAAGUUAGUGAUGAUGUUAAGGAAGUUUUUGACGAUCUAAACAUAUGGAAAUUAAAUAUAAAACCCAACGACGGGUUACCAUCGCAAAUCUGUGCUGAAUGUCUAGAACGUUUUAGGCAAGUGCAUUUAUUUCGCGAAGAAUGCCUUGAUAGUCAAAAAGUACUACAAAGCUAUUUUUUAGACAUCGAGCAUCUGUUGGAAUCUGGUAAACUUUCUCCGAAAGUCGAGCCGCUAAAACCAGGCAUAGGUGAAAUUAGCGAAUUUUUAGAUUCGGCCGUUACAAAGAUCACUCAAAAGUCUCCGAUUCAUGCAAUAACUAGCGAUGUAUUUUCGCCAUUUAGUAGUCCUCGCCUACGGUUGAGCCCGCGAUUUGCUGAGAUAUCAGCUUAUGCUGACAGCAGCUCAUCAAUUGGCACGCCUCCUCCCUUAUUUGAAGAAAUGAAAACCGAACCUAUUGAUAUGGAAACAAUGGAAAGUAUAAAACCCGAGAGUGAGUUGCCUAGAGUUGAGAACAUGGAAGAAGGAAGAGACGGAACCUUGCUUAAACAAGAAUGGGAUUCUAGUGAAAAUGAAUCGUCCACACCAACCACUGACGAGGAACUAGACUCGGACGAUUCCUUUUCCUCAGACGAAGAGUUUCUCGCAGACUACCCGAAACACCAAACCGUUAAGAAAACUGCGCCUCACUUAAAAUGUAAAAUCUGUGGUGCGGCAUGUGCGAAUCGACAGCUUCUUAAAGCCCAUCAUAUGCGUCAUCAUCCACAGGAAAAGCCAUUCGCUUGUAAUAUUUGCUCCAGUUCAUUUAAAUCUACGUUUUUAUUGGCCCAGCAUAAGCUGAAACACAAUCGUCCCGACACCAUGCAAUGCCAGGAAUGUGGCAAGUACUUUCGAAGCCAAUUGCAUUUGCAACGACAUAAUAAGAAUUUUCAUUUAACUUCAACCUAUGCCUGCCAUAUUUGCCAUCAGCAGUUCGAAAGUUAUACUCAGAUGAGAUUUCAGUAUCAUUUGCGCCAACAUGGCGAAAAACGUUUUCCAUGCACUUACUGCGACAAGGCUUUUCACCAGAAGAUACAUUUGAUUAAUCACGAGCGCACUCAUACUAAAGAACAGCCAUUUAGUUGUGACCUUUGUGGCAAAGCUUACAGACAACAAACUGCUUGUCAAGAACACAUGAAAACUCACAAAGAUCCAACUCCAUUCAAAUGUAAACUCUGCCCCAAAUCCUUCAGUCAACGCUCCACACUGCGUAUUCACAUGCAAAAAACACACAACUUGACAAAAGCGUCUACAACACCUCUUAAAAGAGUGCGGUCUGAAGUUUUUGAAGAGCAACAUUUUCUUAACUUUUAAGUAAAUUGCGAACAUGUUACCGUUUUGCAAGAUUUAUUUUAACGAUUUCCUUUUACAUAUUUCUAAUCGCAAGCAUUAACUA
Glossina fuscipes is the source of this 1655-nucleotide messenger RNA. RefSeq names its product zinc finger and SCAN domain-containing protein 12-like. NCBI's taxonomy places the organism in Eukaryota, Metazoa, Arthropoda, Insecta, Diptera, Glossinidae. The record is from RefSeq and is a predicted model, not a curated record. Gene Ontology annotation, molecular function: zinc ion binding; RNA polymerase II cis-regulatory region sequence-specific DNA binding; DNA-binding transcription factor activity. The transcript is spliced from 2 exons. Gene Ontology annotation, cellular component: nucleus. Gene Ontology annotation, biological process: regulation of transcription by RNA polymerase II. Bases 68 to 1573 code for a protein of 501 amino acids.